AUGUUGACAAUCACUAACAUUACUUGGCUGGACUUACUAUGCCUUACCGGUGUCGGACUCUAUCUGGUAAAGCAGGUGGUCAUCAAGAAGAAUCCUACACCAUAUCCACCUGGUCCCCGGGGGUGGCCUCUCAUUGGCAAUGUUUUAGAUAUGCCUCGCAUCAAGCCCUGGCUCACAUUUACUAAAUGGGGUCGGAAGUAUGGUGAUAUUACACAUAUCGAGGUCCUGGGCCGGCAUAUCGUUGUGCUGAACUCUGUCAAGACUGCGAUGGAGAUGAUGGACAGUAAAAGCACUUUAUACUCUGACCGUCCUGUUCUUCCUAUGGCUGGCGAACUUGUUGGCUGGAAGGACUCUUUACCUUUCCUUCCUUAUGGUGACCGUUUUCGUCGGUACCGCAGGAACUUCCAUCGAGUCAUCGGCAGUCGCGCCGCAGUAGACGUAUACAAUGAGAUUGAGGAGGUCGAGACUCACCGGUUCCUGAAGCGUGUGCUUGCGAAACCCGACCAACUGCAGGAGCAUGUCCGACACACUGCUGGCGCUGUCAUUCUGCGCAUCACUUAUGGUUAUGAAGUGAAAGAGAACGAUGAUCCCUUCAUUGACCUUGCAAACCUCGUUACAACCCAUGGCUCGCAGGCCACUGCUCCCGGUGCAUAUAUGGUUGAUAUCUUACCAUUCUUGGCAAAGGUCCCCGCAUGGCUCCCCGGUGCUGGCUUCAAACGCUUAGCACGGGAAUGGCGAGAGACCCUCAAAGAGAUGGUUUCUGCACCCCACGAGCUCGUCAAGGACCAGAUGGUUGCUGGCAUCGCCCCUAUGUCUUUUACCUCGAAUCUCUUGGGAAGCAGUGAUGUGUCUGCGGAAGAGGACAACGCCGUGAAAUGGUCUUCUUUUUCCCUGUACAGCGGUGGUUCUGAGACGACUGUUUCUGCAAUAUACUCGCUCUUUCUAGCUAUGACACUUUACCCUGAUGUGCAGAAGAAAGCUCAGGCUGAAAUUGAUUCGGUUGUCGGUCCUGAUCGUCUUCCCACCUUCGCCGACCGCGACUCCCUCCCCUAUACUGAUGCGCUUGUCAAGGAAGUCCUGCGCUGGAACGUUGUCUUUCCUACCGGUUUCCCCCACUGUGUGACUGAGGACGAUAUCCAUGAUGGGCACUAUAUUCCAAAAGGCUCCUUAGUGAUACCCAAUGUCUGGUUCAUGCUUAACGACCCACGGAGAUAUGCUAACCCCUCGCAAUUCAACCCUGAACGCUUCCUAGCUAAGGAUGGAAAAGAACCUGAGAUGGAACCUCGCACAGUCUGCUUUGGCUUUGGUAGACGUAUUUGCCCAGGUCUCCACCUUGCUGAUGCCUCCAUGUGGAUAUCCACUGCGAUGUCACUGGCCGUGUUUGAUAUUUCAAAGGUUGUCGAGAAUGGUAUUGAGAUCACCCCCGAAAUUGAACCCUUACCAGGUACGGCCAGCCACCCCAAACCCUUCAAGUGUUCUAUCAAGCCUCGCUCUGCAACUGCCCUUGGGCUCAUUGAACAAGAUGCCAACUACUGAGCUCACGAUGGUGAGACCGGAGAAACACGCGGGGAUUACACACUUAGCAUGCGUUGUAAUUUGUAUAGCACACUCAAGAGUUUUGCAAUAU
This is a messenger RNA of Suillus subalutaceus, 1627 nucleotides long. Its product is annotated as cytochrome P450. Lineage: Eukaryota; Fungi; Basidiomycota; Agaricomycetes; Boletales; Suillaceae. The record is from RefSeq and is a predicted model, not a curated record. The transcript has 11 exons. The coding region runs from base 1 to 1536 and encodes 511 amino acids. Gene Ontology annotation, molecular function: iron ion binding; oxidoreductase activity, acting on paired donors, with incorporation or reduction of molecular oxygen; heme binding.